AAAGUCCGCUUUUGGGUUCCCGGGCGGGAGGCGGCCGAGCGAGCGCGCUUGCAGUUGCGCCGGAGUUGGCUGAGCGCGCUCUGCUUUGGGAAGGUUUAGCGGCAUUUUUUUUUUUUUUUGCGCAGCCCUGGCGGUGGCGGCGACUUCUCCGUCGGGUCCCCGGUGUGGCUUUUUUCCCCUAAAGCCAGUCAUUUGAAAACUUCUGUGGCUUGUUUUAUGAUUUUCCUGCAAAAGCUGGAAGGCAGCAGAAUGUCUCGUCGGGCUCGCUGUGAAGAGCAAGAAGAACUGCUUUACCAGGAUUCAGAUGUGAUAGACCGACGGGAUAACAGAUGUAAAGUCAAGUGGUCUCGUGAAGAAGAUGAGCUAUUGAAUUCCCUGGUGACACAGUUUGGACAUGACUGGAAAUUUCUAGCAAGUCAUUUUCCUAACCGCACUGAACAGCAAUGUCAGUAUCGCUGGCUAAGAGUGCUAAACCCUGUUCUUGUGAAAGGCCCAUGGACUAAACAAGAAGAUCAGAAGGUCAUUGAAUUGGUGAAAAAGUAUGGCACAAAGCAAUGGACGCUCAUAGCCAAACAUUUGAAAGGCCGGCUAGGAAAGCAAUGUCGGGAACGCUGGCACAACCACCUGAAUCCUGAAGUCAAGAAAUCAUCCUGGACGGAAGAGGAAGACCGCAUAAUAUGUGAGGCUCACAAGAUACUUGGAAACCGGUGGGCUGAGAUUGCCAAGCUGCUCCCUGGAAGGACUGAUAACGCUGUGAAAAACCAUUGGAAUUCUACAAUCAAAAGGAAGGUGGACACAGGCGGCUUUCUUAAUGAAGCAAAAGAAUCCAAACCUCUUUAUUUGCUCGUGGAGGUAGAAGGCAAUGAAGGACAAAAUACACCAGAAGGGGAAAAUCAGCAGCAGUUUUUGACCAACUGGCCUGUCCAGACUUUGGAAAUAAAGAAGGAAGAAGUCGCUGAUGAAGAGCCAGCAGAUCUACAGAUGUUGCCGUCUGAGCCAAUGCUUGAAAGCCUAGUGGAGCCCAGUGACAAUGAAGCAUCAGAAACCAUGGUGCCAGAGGAUCCUUUGAAUGGGAGUUCUGUGUGCACAUGGGUGGUUGAAUCAGGCAAUUAUUUAUGUACUGCUGCAGCUCCAGCUAUUUCAGAAGCCCUGGACAUGAUUGAAUCUGACCCAGAUGGCUGGUGUGAUCUCUCUCAGUUUGACCUACCUGAUGAUCUGUCUGCAAGUAACAGCAACAGUCCGGAGAGGCAAGCCUCUAUAAAACCCUACUGCUCAUCACAGAAUGUAACAGAGUACCGUUUAGAUGGCCACACCAUUUCGGAUCUCAGCAAAGGGAGCAAGGGUGAACUCAUCCCCAUUUCACCUUGCACAGACAUGAGCUUUGGCACCCCCCCUGCUGUGCUCAAGAGGCAAAAGAAGAGGAAAAUAAGUCUCUCGCCAGUUUUGGAGCGUGGCACCAGUACAAGCCUUUCCUUCCUUGAUUCCUGUAUGACACCCAAGAGCACUCCGGUUAAAAGCACCCCUGUCAAAACUUUGCCAUUCUCCCCAUCCCAGUUCCUGAAUUUAUGGACCAAACAAGACACUUUUGAUUUGGAGAACCCUUCCUUAACUUCCACACCCGUUUGUAGCCAGAAGGUGAUUGUGACAACCCCACUGCACAGGGACAAGACCCCACUACUGCAGAAGACCUCUGUAUUUGUAACUCCUGAUCAGAAAUAUACGGCAGAUAAUACACCUCAUACGCCAACUCCUUUUAAGAAUGCUCUAGAGAAGUAUGGCCCAAUAAGGCCUUUGCCCCAAACACCUAAUCUUGAAGAAGAUUUGAAAGAAGUACUCUGGAGUGAGACUGGAAUGGAACUGAUCAUAGAAGAUGACGUGAAGCCAGAGAAACAGAAGAGAAAACAGGGUUUGCACAGGAGUCCAAUUAAGAAGGUCAGGAAAUCUCUUGCUUUGGAUGUUAUUGAUGAAGACUUGAAGUUGACUGUUUCUUCUGUGGCCAACCCUAUUUGCUUCAAAAGAACUCAGUCCCUAAACUUUUCCUUGUCAAGCAGCAAGAAUGACAACAGCUUACUCAACAGAGGAUUUGUGCACAUAAAGACUGAGAAGGUGCCAUCUUCCAGAAGAAGCCAAAGUAAAUUCAGGGUACCAGCUCUGAUGUCCAGUGCUUGGAAAACUGUGGCUUGUGGUGGUUCCAAGGAUCAGCUGAUCAUGCAAGACAAAGCUCGUCAAGUCCUGGGUGUUUUGAAACAGAAUCACACAUCUCGGACAUUGAUCCUAUCUUGAAGAGCCCUAAUAAUAUGUAGUUCUGCUUUUUGGAAUAUAUGGAAGUGCGGGAAGAGAAAAUAACUGACUUUUUCAGCACAACUUCUCUUUUGUGACCUCUGAGAUUUGUAUUGUACUGAGUUUCUGAUUCUAAGUGGGGUGUAGAAAAUUUGGGCCUAGCAGAAUGCCAAGAAUGUGGCAGCCCUAAGUGCAAAGAAAUAUCCAUUCUCCUCCUUGGCCAUUUGCAUAAGUGGAAACAGAUACUGUUUUGUCCUUGCCUUCAAUUGACCUGCAAGAGGGACCUAUGAGCUGAAUGAAUGGACAUUGAUGUGGAAAACCUGGAUGUCUGGAUCUAGUUAGUUUCCACCAACUCUGUUCAGCUUUGCAGAGUUGGGCAAUGGAUUUGGAUAAAAAGGAAGAUUACAUAUUAUCAGGUGGUAGUAUCUGUGAACGCCAGUCUGAACCCUGAAGAUGAUCUGAUAUACUAUGAAACAUUGAAGCCACUUCCUCAGAGCAUUGUUGACUAAAAAACUAAUGCACUGCCUUUAUCUUUUGUCAACAUGUGUUGCUCUUACAGAAAUCCAGGAUUACUUAGAAAGCAAGCUGCAAUGUACAAACCCAGUUUGUGUAAUAUUUCCAGUGUCCACCAGAGGGUGCUGACGUCAACACAUUGCUCUAGCUCAGCCUAAUAUAAAUCCAUCUAAGAAACAAGCCAGCUAUCUGAAAGAAACAGUAAAUGUAUUAGGUGCAUAUUCUUCUAAGAGACUUUGGGAACACACAUGUAUAAACCUGAAGGCAUGGGACAUACUGCACAAGAAAAGCUACAGUGGGUGUAAAUUUGCUUCUGACAAUGAAAGCCACAUAUACAGUUUUGCUGUAGAAGGCGACAUUGGUGUAAUCUUGCAAAUGAAAUGGGUCUCAUUGAUGUGAACAGUAAAAGAGGCAGUGUUUGGGAUAAGUUGUGCCUUGUUUGGGGCUUGUGCUAUUCAUUUGAAGAGUAUCAUGGUGAUUGGAGAGAUCCUGCCAAAUCAAAUCAUAUUUGUUAACGAGCUUCUGGGUGCCUGAAGCCAAUUGCAAACCUGUGUUAUUGGGGCAAAGAGUCAUGUUGCUGUGCUAUAGGUCCAUGGUGCAAUAGAUAGGGAAACAGACUGUACAUCCACAUCCGCUUCUCUAUUAUCAGGGACAGAUCCAUAGGCUUGCCUUUGCAAAAUGUUUAAUAUGAACCUCAAUCAGUAUGAAAGCCUUUCUCAGAAGUACUUGAAUAUUUUAAAUAUGCAUGUGCAUUUAAAUGUCAGUCACCCUAUACACGUCUCUGAUAUCUGUAAAUCAAUAUCUUAAUUGGGACCCUUGAAGUCUGAAUUUCCAAGGCUUUUCGUAAGGCAGGAAAGGAAAAUAAGGAGAGAGAAGUCUUGAAUGACAUUAGCAUGAGGUUAAACCACUGAGAGAAUAUGGGAGAUUCUCUAAGCUGAUAUUGAUUGUAUCAAAAUACAGAUGUUCCAGGGAAGAAGAGCCAAUUAAGUUUUCAUUUUUGAAAAUAGGAAUUUCAUUAGUUAAAAUCAAAACCUUUUCCUACUUCUGUGAGAUGCAGAAACUUUAGUAGAUAGAAAUAAGAAAAGCCACAAGGCAGGGGUGCCAAUGCGUCACGCACAGGCCAUGCCCACCCCAGCUCUGUGAAUGGGAAAAACAUCGCAAAACACGUGAUGGCAAUGUGAUGCAGCAAGUUUGACAUCCGUGCCACAAGGCAUCUCUUCUGAGUAGCAAAGCUGGUGAUCAUCUUAAAUGGUGAAAUUAUAUCAAUCAUGCCUGAUAAGUUCUUGAAAAUUCAAGCUUGCAGCUGUUUGUAAGUCUUCAAGAGGCCUAGUUAAGCUAUUACUUUAUCUGUUUUAGAUUCCCCAAGAACCAGCAGUAUCAUCUUGAUUUCUUUCAUUAUUUAUGCUAUCUAAUCCACACUGCUAUGAUUGCUGUUGAGCAAGUCUUUAUCUCUGUAUAUAACCUACCUCACAGGGCUGUUGUGAGGCAAGCUGUACAGCUCUGAAGGAAUGGAAAAGAUACAAAUAAAACAAGGCUAACAAUUAGAAA
Messenger RNA from Pantherophis guttatus, 4341 nucleotides. It is a transcript of the gene MYBL2, whose product is annotated as MYB proto-oncogene like 2. Lineage: Eukaryota; Metazoa; Chordata; Lepidosauria; Squamata; Colubridae. The record is from RefSeq and is a predicted model, not a curated record. Gene Ontology annotation, biological process: regulation of DNA-templated transcription. Gene Ontology annotation, cellular component: nucleus. Gene Ontology annotation, molecular function: RNA polymerase II cis-regulatory region sequence-specific DNA binding; DNA-binding transcription factor activity, RNA polymerase II-specific.